GAAGAAGAGCACAAAAACAAAUAUGGCCGCCUCAGGCUGCAGCUUUACAGAAAACAGGGUCGGCGCGAUAUUUUAAGACCCGACGGAGGAAUAAAGCUCUCGCUGCGACAGUUUUUUAGAAACUAUAUUAAUUUAAAACAAAAGGGAUUUAUCUCCCGAGAGCAGGAUGGCUACAUCCAAGAAAGCCACGAAGAAGGAGAAAAAGAAAGCGCUGCUGGUGAAAGCGGUCCUUAACAACCCGUACGACGUAAAGUGGAAGUCGUUAGAAAGUGGGAACGCGCGGUUGAUCCUGAAAACGGUGACGGAGAAACUCGAUUCGCUCGGUCUCCGGAAACAACACGGGAAAGUUGUUCGCAAGUGGAGAAGCAGAAGAAAGGCCAAGAAAGGAAAUUCGGAUUCGGUGGACACCAAUGAACCGAUUCAGGAAUCACAAAAGCGACGCGGUUCAGAUUCAAUGGACAUCAAUGAACCGAUUCAGGAAUCACAAAAGCGACGCGGUUCAGAUUCAGUGGACACCAAUGAACCGAUUCAGGAAUCACAAAAGCGAGGCGGCUCAGAUUCAGUGGACACCAAUGAACCGAUUCAGGAAUCACAAGAGCGAGGCUGGACUGAUAAACACUUGAGAAACGAGCUCGCCAUCGGCAUCAACGAGGUGACUAAAGGCUUGGAGAAGAACGAGCUCGGCCUGGUGCUGGUGUGUGAUUCGGUGCAACCCCUCCACAUGACGAGUCACCUCAUCCCACUGAGCCAAACCCGCUCGGUUCCCGCGUGCCAGGUCCCGAGUCUGAGCACGAGUCUUGCGUCAUCACUUGGUCUCAGCAGCGUGCUCGCUCUCGGUUUCAAACGCCAAAGCGGCGCGUUCGCGGAUAUGAUCGCAGCCCUCGCGCCCAAAGUGCCGCCCCAAAACGUGGCUUGGAUACCUGCAGGGACACGUGCGUCUGAACCGGAAGUAGUUCAAGUGUCAGAAAAAACCGAGGAAUCCUGGAGGGUGAGAAAAAGAAAACGUGAGGAUUCCCCUGAUGUUCAGAAGGAUCAGGUUCCUUCACUGCAACCUCUUCAAGUCAAGAGGAUCAUCCCAAAUCCUUCAAAAAUCCGGAAGCCCAAGAUAAAGAAAGCAAAGCAGAAAUGAUCAGGUCACCAAACCUGAACAUGUUUCAACUCUUGGCCUCUUUGGAUUAAUAUCACCUUAUUCCCUUUAGACAUUUUCAUGACAUCACAAAAACAUGAGACCUGAGCGUGUACAAAAGUCCAAUUAAGUUAAGAACAGAACCGAGAACAUGAGCAUGGACACCUGAGGAAACCACAGUCCUCGCCACUCAUCACUUUCUUACCAUACCAUACAAAACACCACACAAGCUUGUUUUGAGAAUGAAUGAGUGAACGAGAGAGUUGUUACAGGUUCAGAUGAUUUUAUUCUUAUUCAAAUAUCCAUGCUGGUAUUCAUUGAUGUAUCUUUAACAAUCAGAUAUUUGGGUGGCCACCGUGUUUGACAUGGUGCUGGUACAACUUUUUUUUUUGUUUAAAGUUCAUUUGAAGUUCACACGACCUGCAAUGGAGUUUAAUAAAAAUCUUCAGAGAAA
Messenger RNA from Neoarius graeffei (lesser salmon catfish), 1580 nucleotides. It is a transcript of the gene rpp38, whose product is annotated as ribonuclease P/MRP 38 subunit. The transcript has a single exon. Gene Ontology annotation, cellular component: ribonuclease MRP complex; nucleolar ribonuclease P complex; fibrillar center. Gene Ontology annotation, biological process: tRNA 5'-leader removal. Gene Ontology annotation, molecular function: ribonuclease P activity; ribonuclease P RNA binding. Lineage: Eukaryota; Metazoa; Chordata; Actinopteri; Siluriformes; Ariidae. The coding region runs from base 167 to 1129 and encodes 320 amino acids. The record is from RefSeq and is a predicted model, not a curated record.